CCAAAGAGACUCCCUCCCAGAUUCUCGGGCAGCCAGGGCCCUCCCUCCACAAAGCAUUGAAGCAGAGUCAUCUCUGACAUGAUUAUCUAAAUGAGGACAAUUGUAGCCCCCAACCAGUGAGGACGGGGAAGGAGAGAAGGCAAAAAAGGAGAAGACGAGAAGGAGGCAGAGAGAAGAGGAGGAGAGGACAGACCGCCUCCCUGGGCUGAGGAGCCAGGCUAUGUCUAGGCAGCUCAAGUUGGAGGAGGGCUUCUGACUUUUGACAUUUCCAGUGGGCUUUUCCUCUCUUGCCUCUGAAGCAAGGGAAGAAGGUAAGGGCAUCAGUUGCUCUAAGGAAUGAAAACUCUUACUCCCGGAACCCUCUCCUUCUUCCUCUGGAUCCUACAAGAGCAGGUCUUACUCAGGUUGGCUUCAGGGAAAGAGGAAGUCAAAACUGCCUCCAAGAGCAUUCCUCAGCCCAUGUCACCCUCUGAUUUCCUGGACAAGCUCAUGGGACGAACUUCUGGGUAUGAUGCUAGGAUUCGGCCCAAUUUUAAAGGGCCCCCCGUGAAUGUGACUUGCAAUAUCUUCAUCAACAGCUUCAGCUCCGUCACAGAAACCACGAUGGAUUACAGAGUGAAUGUCUUCCUUCGGCAGCAGUGGAAUGACCCACGCCUAGCAUACCUAGAAUACCCAGAUGACUCCCUGGACCUAGACCCUUCCAUGCUGGACUCCAUUUGGAAGCCAGACCUGUUCUUUGCCAAUGAGAAGGGUGCCAACUUCCACGAGGUGACCACUGACAAUAAGCUGCUUCGGAUCUUCAAGAAUGGGAGUGUGCUCUACAGUAUCAGGCUAACUCUUGUCUUGUCCUGCCCAAUGGACCUCAAGAACUUCCCCAUGGACAUCCAGACAUGCACAAUGCAGCUAGAAAGCUUUGGUUAUACUAUGAACGACCUUGUGUUUGAGUGGCUGGAAGAUGCCCCGGCUGUGCAGGUGGCUGAGGGGCUGACUCUGCCCCAGUUUAUCCUGCGGGAUGAAAAGGAUCUUGGCUAUUGCACCAAAUAUUAUAACACAGGCAAGUUUACCUGCAUCGAGGUAAAGUUCCACUUGGAGCGCCAGAUGGGCUACUACCUGAUCCAAAUGUACAUCCCUAGCCUGCUCAUCGUCAUCCUGUCCUGGGUCUCCUUCUGGAUCAACAUGGAUGCCGCCCCUGCCCGGGUGGGCUUGGGGAUCACGACAGUAUUGACGAUGACAACGCAGAGUUCGGGCUCCCGAGCUUCUUUACCUAAGGUGUCCUAUGUGAAGGCGAUUGAUAUCUGGAUGGCAGUCUGUCUGCUCUUUGUAUUUGCGGCCCUGCUGGAGUAUGCUGCUGUGAACUUUGUGUCCCGACAACAUAAGGAGUUCAUGCGCCUUCGAAGGAGGCAGAGGCGUCAGCGCAUGGAUGAAGAGGUCAUUCGAGAGAGUCGAUUCUAUUUCCGGGGUUAUGGCCUGGGUCACUGCCUGCAGGUCAGGGAUGGAGGUCCCAUGGAAGGCCCAGGUAUUUAUAGCACCCCACCCCCAGUCCCUCUCCUGAGGGAGGGGGAGGUUGUGCGGAAGCGCUACGUGGACAGGGCCAAACGAAUUGAUACCAUCUCCCGCGCAAUCUUCCCUUUCACGUUCCUCAUCUUCAACAUCUUUUACUGGCUUGUCUACAAAGUUCUGCGAUCAGAAGACAUCCAUCAAGCACCAUGAGGAGGGCAGGGGACUCACGGGUGUGCCUCUAGGAGCGGGGCAGGGCUGUCACCAUCCUUCAGCCUACAUAAGAACUUGGACAGUUCCCUGACCUCCCAUCCAGAGUACCCAACUACCAGCCUACCAGUGACAUGGAUAUAAGCUGCUGUUGCUGCUGCAUGGUGACAAAAGUGGCUGUACUUCUAGAGAAGGCUUAUCUAUUCAAAUCUAACCAAGCUCCAACCUCACUCAUCCUCUCCUAAAGUUAGGCUCUGUCAUUUUCCUGGAGCUAGCUAAUAAGGUCUUCUUUCUCUUCCAAAGGCUCAUCUUCCAGCACUCCAUUAAGGGGGUACCCAGGUCCCUGAUGCUAAAAACUAUAGGCUCUUUAAUCUCAUCCCAGUCCACCUUCACCCCAGCAUGGCCUUACAGGGAUGCUGUGCCCACCCCACCCUCUUCCCUUAUCACCUUAACAUGGUGCAUCCUACCCAUUCUAAAGCAUGGAAACUAACGGUGUGCCCAUCCAUACUUGCUGCCCUUCAUGGCCAGCCAUAUAUAUGUUCAGAGGACCUGAGAGCCUCCAUUUGGGGCUACAGAAGGAAGGGAAGCUGACAACCUUUCCACCACCCAUUUAGCACAGAGCAUGACUGGAAGACCCUGCACUGAACUAGGGAAAUCAGCUGAGAAGUUUUCAUGAGAAUUAGAGAACCCAAGGCUAGGCAUAGAUGGGGGUGGUGCUUUAGACUUCUGGGAAAAUCUGGUCUUGACAACCCAGAUAGGCCUCAUCAUUUAACACUACUGGGAACACUUACUCUGACUUACUCUGCUGUUCCCGAAGGCCAUCAUCCUUUAUGAACCUAGCAUGGCAAUGGUAGCUUUGGGUCAUCUAAAAAGAAAUAGUAUUUUUUAAAGGAAUUGCUUGAUCUUACCCAGUGGCACAAGAAACCAGGCCUGAGCCAACAUGUGCCUGAACCCCUAGGAGUUGUGGGAAACAGAGACUGUCCUUGGAUAGUUUUAUGUUUGCUUUUUUUAUUCCAAACCUCAAACUCUUUGAUAUCCCAAACUCUCUUCCCUUGUGCCUACAUCACCAAAAGAUGCACCUGGCCUCUUGGCUGCUGACUUCAUCUCCUGCUGUUGGUUAUGAGUUAAGACCUUGAGAUCAUGCACUCUUUUUGGCAGAGUUCACAGCAACACUCCAACCCUGUCCUGGCCAGAAUGACAUCCCAGGUUCCUGAGUAGGAAUGGGAUGCUAACAGGAUCAUGUCACCCUGCAUGGGUGUGUGUCAUUGGUAGGAGCAUUUAGGGGUGCCCUAAUCUAGUAGCCAUGCUUCCUAUUCUCUGCCUCCCAACACACACACACACACACACACAUAUAUACAUGCACAAACACACAUACACACAGCAGCUGAGAACAGUACCAGAGCUCGAAGGAUGAGGUACACAGUACACACUUCAGGGUUGUAUUUCUGCUGCCUCUCUAUCAGGCCUCAAGGCAGCAUGGAGCCAGCACCUUGGAGUCUAUAGCAUGUGCAAAAAACUGUGAGCUAGAAAGACACUGGCUGGAAGAGGUGAACUCAAUAAAUCUUCCUUGUCAUUUUUUUGGGCAUAAUCAAUUGGGUUUCUUGGAAUGACAUACACCCUCUCUUUUACUACCUUGUUCGAAUUCCAAAGUCAGUAAACCACAGAGUCAACAUUCUCCCCUGGCCCAAUGAAUGAGGUUGUCUGUUUCUUCUUGGGUGGUACUGUAGAGGCCUUUCUUCCAGCAUGGCAGCAAGUCAUGGGGCACCGAGUUCUGGACCUGGUUGGUGUCUGGAAGACCUGAGUU
Messenger RNA from Dromiciops gliroides (monito del monte), 3511 nucleotides. RefSeq names its product glycine receptor subunit alpha-4. Gene Ontology annotation, biological process: nervous system process; chloride transmembrane transport; regulation of membrane potential. The coding region runs from base 337 to 1710 and encodes 457 amino acids. Gene Ontology annotation, molecular function: glycine binding; transmembrane signaling receptor activity; chloride channel activity. Lineage: Eukaryota; Metazoa; Chordata; Mammalia; Microbiotheria; Microbiotheriidae. Gene Ontology annotation, cellular component: neuron projection; plasma membrane; synapse. The record is from RefSeq and is a predicted model, not a curated record. The transcript is spliced from 9 exons.